Emys orbicularis (European pond turtle) is the source of this 1227-nucleotide messenger RNA. It is a transcript of the gene GPR62, whose product is annotated as G protein-coupled receptor 62. The coding region runs from base 1 to 1227 and encodes 408 amino acids. The record is from RefSeq and is a predicted model, not a curated record. Gene Ontology annotation, cellular component: signaling receptor complex; endosome; plasma membrane. Lineage: Eukaryota; Metazoa; Chordata; Testudines; Emydidae. Gene Ontology annotation, biological process: G protein-coupled receptor signaling pathway. The transcript has a single exon. Gene Ontology annotation, molecular function: G protein-coupled receptor activity.
AUGGCAAACAGAACUGGGCUUAACGCUACUCAGGGGCUAGACACUUCUUCUCUACCAGAGGUGUCCCAAUUCCAGGAGGCCGUUGGCCUUUUCUUCAUGGUCCUGCUGAACCUCGUAGCCCUGGUUGCCAAUGUGGCAGUGAUGGUGGUCAUCCUCAAGACCCCUCUGCUGAGGAAGUUCAUCUUUGUCUGCCACCUCUGCUUGGUGGAUCUGUUGUCCGCCAUCUUCCUGAUGCCGCUGGGGAUCAUUUCCAGUUCCUCUUGCUUCAACAGGGUGAUCUAUAGCAUCGCAGAGUGCCAGACCUUAAUCUUCUUGAACAUCUGCUUCAUCAGCGCCUCCAUCCUCACCAUCUCAGUCAUCAGCGUGGAGAGAUAUUACUACAUUGUUCACCCCAUGCGGUACGAGGUCAAGAUGACCGUUGGGCUGGCAGUCACAGUGGUGGUCUUCAUCUGGAUUAAGUCGAUCCUGGUCACAGUCUUGGCGUUGGUGGGGUGGCCUCAAGACAACGGGGCCACAAGUGCCAGUAAGUGCACUGUGUCCUGGAGCCCUGGGGCCCACAAGAAGGUCUUUGUUAUUGUCUUCAGCACCCUCUGCUUCUUCCUGCCUACCCUGGUCAUCUUUGCUGUCUACUGCAGCAUCUACAAAGUGGCCCGGAUUGCCUCCUUGCAGCACGUGCCUGUCCCCUCUUGGACCGCUGCCCCGCGGCAGCGAUCGGAGUCUAUUAACAGCCAAGUCACUAUUAUUACUACCAGAAACCUGCCUCCCAGGCUGUCCCCAGAGCGGAUGUUUGGAGGGGGAAAAGCUGCCAUGACCGUGGUCCUCAUUGUGGGUCAAUUCUUGUGCUGCUGGUUGCCAUUCUUCUCCUUCCAUUUAUACUGCUCCAUUAACUCUGUCAGCCCGGGCAGAGGCCACGGGGAGACAGUCGUCACCUGGCUCGCCUACUCCUCCUUUGCUAUCAACCCUUUUUUCUAUGGGUUACUGAACCGCCAGAUACGGGAAGAGCUGUCUAGGCUGGGGCGGAGCUGCCUCAACAGACCCUUGAGCCAGGAGCUCUGUCUCUCCAGCCCGGAGGGUUCCAUACAGGAGAACUUCCUUCAGUUCCUGCAGAGGACCAGCUGCACACUGGAGACCCGAUCCAGUUAUGUCAACUCUAGCCCCAGGAACACUUUGGACCAGACCAUGAUGGGCUUCAGAAUUCCAGGCCAAAUCCCAGAAGAAACCAACUGA